GAGCCCUUCUCUCUCAACAGCACCUGGCAGGAAGGUGGCCAUCAGAAGCAAAGGAACGAAUGGGCAGAGCGGAACUUCUAGGAGGGAACAUGAGUAUCCAGGAUCCCUCAGAGCUGUGGGGUCGAUCCGAUGGAGGAGCAGACCUGCUCCAGGACUUGGGGUGGUAUCAUGGCAACCUCACACGCCAUGCAGCUGAGGCGCUUCUCCUCUCCAAUGGACGUGAUGGUAGCUACCUACUAAGGGACAGCAAUGAGCAGACCGGACUCUAUUCUCUCUCCGUGAGAGGCAAAGACUCUGUCAAACACUUUCACGUCGAAUACACUGGGUACUCGUUUAAAUUUGGCUUUAAUGAAUAUUCAACUUUAAAGGAUUUUGUCAAGCAUUUUGCAAACCAGCCUUUGAUAGGAAGCGAGACAGGGACUCUGAUUGUUUUGAAACAUCCUUAUCCAAGAAAAGUGGAAGAACCUUCCAUUUAUGAAUCAGUCCGGGUCCACACAGCAAUGCAGACAGGAAGAACAGAAAAUGACCUCGUGCCCACUGCACCUUCUCUUGGCACCAAAGAAGGUUACCUCACCAAGCAGGGCGGCCUGGUCAAGACCUGGAAAACAAGAUGGUUCACUUUGCAAAGGAACGAGCUGAAAUAUUUCAAAGAUCAAAUGUCACCAGAACCAAUUCGGAUCCUAGACCUAACGGAGUGCUCAGCCGUUCAGUUUGAUUACUCACAGGAAAGAGUAAACUGUUUCUGCUUGGUGUUUCCGUUCAGGACAUUCUAUCUCUGUGCAAAGACAGGAGUUGAAGCUGAUGAGUGGAUCAAAAUACUGCGAUGGAAGCUGUCAAAAAUAAGAAAACAGCUGGAUCAAGGAGAGGACACUGUCCGAACUCGGUCAUUCAUCUUCAAAUAGAACUUUCUUGGCUUUUCUUGGCUCAAGGGCAAGGUGGAAUGUUCCAGGUGCUCUGGUCUGUGGCAGGCUUCAGAGGAAAGGUCAUUAAGGGAGUUCCUCAAACAAAAACAAACACAAAGCAGACCGUGGUCUGGAGCUGGAUGCUGUUUGCUGAUACACGGAAAACAGCUGGCAGGACCCGGCCAUCUGCUCAAGAACACAGAAGCAGCACCCCGCUGAUGCAAACUGCCUAACCUCCACUGCCAGGUGGAGCCACUCAGAACACAGCACAAGAUGAAGAGCUGGUUUGCUCUCUCAGUGGCUUAGGCUUGUUGACUUUAGUUGCCUGGCUUCCUGCCCCAAGUCACGGUCAGCACAACUAAGCUUCAGAUGUGUUCUAAACAGCAAGGAAGCGGCAAUACAUUGGGAGCGCAGGCUCUUUAAGAAAGCAAAAGCAAGAUAAUAAAUGCCAAGGACUUUCAAAGGAGGGGCUGCUUUCGUUUUGUUUAUAUACAAAAACCUCAAGAAGGGCUGGAGAGGUGGCUCAGUCAUUAAAUGUGCAUCUGCUCUUGCAGAGAACCUGAGUUCAGUUUCCAGGAUCCACAUCAGAUGGCUUGCAAACACCCAUCUCUCCAUCUUCAGAGGGAUCGGAUACCCCUGGCCUCCUUGGGCA
Messenger RNA from Microtus oregoni (creeping vole), 1554 nucleotides. RefSeq names its product dual adaptor of phosphotyrosine and 3-phosphoinositides 1 (gene Dapp1). NCBI's taxonomy places the organism in Eukaryota, Metazoa, Chordata, Mammalia, Rodentia, Cricetidae. The transcript is spliced from 9 exons. The record is from RefSeq and is a predicted model, not a curated record. Bases 60 to 902 code for a protein of 280 amino acids.